UUGAUAAGGGCUGUCAGCUGACCAGCUGACACAAAGGGAAGGGGAUAUGACACAUUCGCGGGAGAUAUGGUUGCGUCGUACUCAUCUAUUUAAAUAUUGGAUCGUACUCAACAUUGUAUAAGUCACUUUGCUUUCAGUUGAAGCGGGAGUCUCGGUCAGUGUUCAUUGCAAAAUAUUUUAGGACACUCCCGCUAGUGACUAUUAAAGUUGAUGAGGUAGCAACAUAGCUUAAACUACCUUGAUUAUGCUGUGCGUACAUUUGCUGACUUGCGAAUUGCUUUGAUUGCAUAUUUAUAGCAUAUGCCAUUGUCUUCACAGCAGUUCUUGCCAUCAAAGCGAAGCAUGGUGACGCGUUUAGUGGUUCUAGCGGCAGCCUUCGGGUUAGCGUUUUGCUUCGUGGGAUAUCAACCGGAGCAAAUCCACUUGUCUUAUGGAGACAAUCUUUCUGAAUUAAUAGUGACAUGGAGUACUCUCAACAAAACUCGUACUCCUGUGGUGGAAUACACAGUUCAGAAGAAAAUGGGUGCAAAUGAAUUUAAUGAAAGAGCCGAGGGAAAGACUGUUGUGUUUACAACACAUGGCUUCAAGAAAUUUAAAAAUAAAAUAAAGACACAAUAUGUUCACUCAGUGAAACUGACCGGUCUGAAGCCAGGCAAAUCUUACUUGUACCAUGUGGGUAGCGAGCUUGGCUGGUCAGAGGUUUUCUUUUUCAAAACUCCACCUGCGGAUCAGAGCAGUUGGAGCCCGCAUGUUGUUGUGUUUGGUGACAUGGGAAAUGAAAAUCCGCAAUCUCUCCCUCGCUUACAACAGGAAGUGCAGAAGGGCAUGUAUGAUGCCAUUUUGCACAUUGGUGACUUUGCAUAUGAUUUGGAUUCGGAUUUAGGUGAAAGAGGUGAUCAGUUCAUGAGGCAGAUUCAGUCUAUUGCUGCAUAUGUUCCUUACAUGACUUGUAUGGGCAAUCAUGAAGAAAGACAUAACUACAGUGAAUACCGCAAUCGUUUCCGAAUGCCUGGAGGAGAAGAGGGAGAAUUCUACUAUUCCUUCAACUUGGGGCCGGUGCACUUCAUUUCUAUUUCAACUGAAGUGUACUACUUUACUGGUUAUGGACUGAAACUGGUUGUUAAGCAGUUCAACUGGCUUGAAAAGGAUUUGGAGGAAGCAAACCUUGAAAAGAAUCGCCGACUUCGUCCUUGGAUUGUAGUUGUUGGACAUCGACCCAUGUAUUGCUCUAAUAAAAAACAUAGAGAUUGUUCAGAUCAAACAGCGAGAACUCGGACAGGGUUGCCUGUUGGAAAUUGGUUUGGCUUGGAAGACCUUUUAUUCAAGCAUAGAGUAGACCUGGCAUUCUGGGCCCACCAGCAUUCUUAUGAACGGCUGUGGCCUAUCUACAACUACACUGUUUUGAAUGGUUCUACAGAAGCUCCCUAUACAAAUCCUAGAGCACCUGUGCACAUUACAACAGGUUCUGCAGGUUGCAAAGAAAAAACUUCUCCAUUCCCUGAUGAUAAGCCAUCGUGGUCUGCGUUUCGCAGCACAGACUAUGGCUACACACGAUUGGAGCCCGCAAAUCAUACCCACUUAUUUGUGUCUCAGGUGUCUGACACAAAAGGUGGUGCUAUUAUUGAUAGUAUAUGGAUAAUCAAAGAGAAGAAUAAGUUAUAUUUCUCUCCAUGACACCUUUUCUUUGAAAUGAUGGCUCUCUUUUUGACAUUUAUCCUGUGAUAAAACAAAAAAAAACCAAUGAUAUUUACCAAAAAUAUUUGGUGAGAAAGUGUGCAAGUCUUUUUUAUCUUUAUACUGUGAUGUGCUUGAAUAUGUAUACGAGUGUAAUAUAUUUGUAUAUUUGUAAUAAAGAAUGAAUUUAUUAUUUUUAAACAGUGUAAUUUUUGUGAAUAGGAUGGUGAUGAUGUAAAAUAUGUUUUGUUGUGUUUUUUAAUUGUGUAAAGCAAGGUCCUAAAUGAAAUUUUUAAUUCCCAACAGUUUAAAAAACUCUCAAAAAAAC
This is a messenger RNA of Gryllus bimaculatus (two-spotted cricket), 2002 nucleotides long. The record is from the annotation of a GenBank genome assembly. NCBI's taxonomy places the organism in Eukaryota, Metazoa, Arthropoda, Insecta, Orthoptera, Gryllidae.